AUGAAUCAUUAUGCAGUUCUACUUGGAUCGUGUAGCCAUCCUGAUAUGCGAAUCAUUGGCAGUACUUCGAAUCUCUCACAAAUCGAUGAAUUAGAAUGUAUGCCUGGUCCUUCGGGAAUCAAGCAACAUCCCCUCAUUUAUCACCAAUUGAGUAAUUCCACCUCAAACAUUCAAGAGUUAAUCCAAAUAAAUGAGGCCAACAAAUAUUUUCUUGGUGGUUUAUGUUAUGGCCAAUUAUUGGAAAGUGCCCAUUCACUUUCUUAUCUGGAACUUGUUCAUGAAGAACAAACGAAGCGAAUGAGGACGCGAUCAGAAUGGUUUCUGUCGCCAGUAUCACCAAAAAGCAGCGAUAACGUGUGGAAAUCGAAAUCUUCAGGACUUGAAUGCCAAGAACAUUGUCAGACAACAAAGGAGAGUGGUCUGACGAGUUCAUCUAAUUGCCUCAGUAGGAAAAUUUCUGAUUGUGAGACUUGUAUGGAGAGGAAGCCGCUUGAAAUAAUGCUGGAUGAGGAGGAGCAUGCAAUCAGUAGGUGCCAAAUCCGUGCAAUUUUUGAACGACAAACUUCAGAUUGUAAUAUUCCUACACAGUUACAUAGAAGCUUUGGCGGUGCGGCUCGAAAGCGUUCAUGGAGAAUUCAUUAUGUGCGACCAAAUAAAAGUCUCGAUCUUGAUGAUCUAAAAAAGAACAACAAUGGAACUGAUUCGAACCAUUCAACGCCAUUGUAUCGUCAUCAAAAAUUUAAAUUUGAGAGUGGAAUUUCACCAGUGGUUCAGUGGCGUUCAAGUUUCGUUGUGGGUCACUCAGCGGCAAAACAAACCAACAAACUACUAAGGAUUCGAGCUGUCGCAAAAAGUUUGCACAGCUUCGAUGGUCUCGUUUAA
Dracunculus medinensis (Guinea worm) is the source of this 882-nucleotide messenger RNA. The record is from the annotation of a GenBank genome assembly. Lineage: Eukaryota; Metazoa; Nematoda; Chromadorea; Rhabditida; Dracunculidae.